AUGGUUCAUGUCGAAAAGGCUCAGAAAAAGGCCGGUCAAAACUCCGUAUUCCGCCACGUGCUCUCCAGCGAUAUGCCUGAGUCGGAGUGCGGGACCGAACAGCUUGCCCGCGAGGCCUUGCAGCUGUUCGGCGCGGGUACAGCCACGUUAGUCCGCGCCUUCAGUAUGAUUUUCUAUUACGUUCUGUCCAACCCGCAGAUGCGAGAUCGCCUCCGAGAGGAACUGAAGGAAAUCAUGGCAGAGUAUCCUGCGAAGAGACCCACUUGGCAGGAAUUGGAGAGAUUACCGUACUUGCACGGGACCGUAAAAGAGGGCUUGAGACUAAGUUAUGAGAUCAUGCAUUAUCUCGCCCGCGUCUCGCCCGAUCAAGCGCUGUAG
This is a messenger RNA of Aspergillus affinis, 378 nucleotides long. RefSeq lists its product as uncharacterized. Gene Ontology annotation, molecular function: iron ion binding; heme binding; monooxygenase activity. The coding region runs from base 1 to 378 and encodes 125 amino acids. Lineage: Eukaryota; Fungi; Ascomycota; Eurotiomycetes; Eurotiales; Aspergillaceae. The record is from RefSeq and is a predicted model, not a curated record. The transcript has 2 exons.